This is a messenger RNA of Lutra lutra (Eurasian river otter), 3286 nucleotides long. RefSeq names its product leucine rich repeat containing 8 VRAC subunit B (gene LRRC8B). NCBI's taxonomy places the organism in Eukaryota, Metazoa, Chordata, Mammalia, Carnivora, Mustelidae. The transcript is spliced from 6 exons. The coding region runs from base 443 to 2857 and encodes 804 amino acids. Gene Ontology annotation, molecular function: protein binding. The record is from RefSeq and is a predicted model, not a curated record.
GGCCGGCGGAACGCGCCGCGUCACAAUGGAGCCGGUCGGAGGCGGCGAGCCCGGCAGCGCUGGGGCUUCCCGCUGAGCCCGCAGCAGCCGUCAGCCGAGAAAGUGCCGGCGCGGAGCCGCCGCCGGCGCGCCCCGAGCGGCGCGGGGCGCACGCGGCGGGGAGCGCGGGCGCCCGGGGCCGGGGUCGCGCAGGAAUUUUUCAAAUAGAAACUAAUUGCAGAGUUUCCAGUUGACCAGCAUUCAUCGGAGCUACAGUCUAAUCUCCAUGGUUUCUUCCUGGGUUAGCUAGCCCAUAUGAUUCUGCUCUUGUGAAAGAAUGAAGACAAACACAGAGAUGGUGUGUCUAAGAAAUUUCAAAAGGUGUCGGCCUCCUGAUUGAAGCACAGUCAACUUAUUGGACUCAUCUUUUUCAUCCAUUCCUGGACUCCUACAAGGGAAAGUCAUGAUUACACUAACAGAGCUGAAAUGUUUAGCAGAUGCCCAGUCAUCCUAUCACAUCUUAAAACCAUGGUGGGACGUCUUCUGGUAUUACAUCACCCUGAUCAUGCUGCUGGUGGCCGUGCUGGCCGGAGCUCUCCAGCUCACACAGAGCAGGGUUCUGUGCUGUCUUCCAUGUAAGGUGGAAUUUGACAAUCACUGUGCCGUGCCUUGGGACCUCCUGAAAGCCAGCGCCAACACGUCCUCCUCUGAUCCCGGGACCCCGCUUCCACUCCCCCUCAGAAUCCAGAAUGACCUCCACCGACAGCAGUACUCCUACAUCGAUGCCGUCUGUUACGAGAAGCAGCUACACUGGUUCGCCAAGUUCUUCCCCUACCUGGUGCUCCUGCACACACUCAUCUUUGCAGCCUGCAGCAACUUCUGGCUUCACUACCCCAGUACCAGUUCCAGGCUCGAGCAUUUCGUGGCCAUCCUCCACAAGUGCUUCGAUUCUCCGUGGACCACCCGUGCCCUGUCCGAAACGGUGGCCGAGCAGUCUGUGAGGCCCCUGACCCUCUCCAAGUCCAAGGUCCUGCUUUCGUCCUCAGGGUGUUCAGCCGACGUUGAUUCCAGCAAGCAGUCAUUGCCCUACCCACAGCCUGGCUUGGAGUCAGCCGGCAUCGAAAGCCCCACUUCCAGCGUCCUGGACAAGAAGGAGGGCGAACAGGCCAAAGCCAUCUUUGAAAAAGUGAAAAGGUUCCGCAUGCAUGUGGAGCAGAAGGACAUCAUUUACAGAGUGUAUCUGAAGCAGAUCAUUGUGAAGGUCAUUCUGUUUGUCCUCAUCAUAACCUACGUUCCGUAUUUUCUAACCUACAUUACACUUGAAAUUGACUGUUCGGUCGAUGUGCAAGCUUUCACGGGCUACAAGCGCUACCAGUGUGUCUACUCCUUGGCAGAAAUAUUUAAGGUCUUGGCUUCAUUUUAUGUGAUUUUAGUUAUACUUUAUGGUCUCACCUCCUCCUACAGCUUAUGGUGGAUGCUGAGGAGUUCUCUGAAGCAAUAUUCCUUCGAGGCGUUGAGAGAAAAGAGCAACUACAGCGAUAUCCCUGAUGUCAAGAAUGACUUCGCCUUCAUCCUCCAUCUGGCCGAUCAAUAUGAUCCCCUCUAUUCCAAACGCUUCUCCAUAUUCCUGUCGGAGGUCAGUGAGAACAAACUGAAACAGAUCAACCUCAAUAACGAAUGGACGGUUGAGAAACUAAAGAGUAAGCUUGUGAAAAACUCCCAGGACAAGGUAGAACUGCAUCUUUUUAUGCUAAAUGGUCUUCCAGACAAUGUGUUUGAGCUGACAGAAAUCGAAGUGCUCAGCCUGGAGCUCAUCCCCGAAGUCAAGCUGCCCUCCGCCAUCUCACAGCUGGUCAACCUCAAGGAGCUUCAUGUGUACCAUUCGUCCCUCCUGGUGGACCACCCGGCGUUGGGCUUCCUGGAGGAGAACUUAAAAAUCCUCCGCCUGAAAUUUACCGAAAUGGGGAAGAUCCCACGCUGGGUAUUUCACCUGAAGAAUCUUAAGGAACUUUAUCUGUCGGGCUGUGUUCUUCCUGAGCAGUUGAGUACCAUGCAGCUGGAAGGCUUUCAAGACUUAAAAAACCUGAGGACCCUCUACUUGAAGAGCAGCCUGUCCCGGAUCCCACAAGUCAUUACAGACCUCCUGCCUUCACUGCAGAAGUUGUCCCUCGAUAAUGAGGGAAGCAAACUGGUGGUGUUGAACAACUUGAAAAAGAUGGUCAAUCUGAAAAGCCUGGAGCUGAUCAGCUGUGACCUGGAACGCAUCCCACACUCCAUUUUCAGCCUGAACAACCUGCAUGAGUUAGAUCUAAAAGAAAAUAACCUUAAAACGGUGGAAGAGAUCAUUAGCUUUCAGCAUCUCCAGAAUCUUUCCUGCCUAAAGUUGUGGCACAAUAACAUUGCUUAUAUCCCUGCCCAGAUCGGGGCGCUAUCUAAUCUAGAGCAGCUCUCUUUGAACCACAAUAAUAUCGAGAAUCUGCCCCUGCAGCUUUUCCUAUGCACCAAACUACAUUAUUUAGAUCUAAGCUAUAACCACCUGACCUUCAUUCCAGAAGAAAUCCAGUAUCUGAGUAAUUUGCAGUACUUUGCUGUGACCAACAACAAUGUUGAGAUGCUACCAGAUGGGCUGUUUCAGUGCAAAAAGCUACAGUGUUUACUUUUGGGGAAAAAUAGCCUGAUGAGUUUGUCCCCUCACGUGGGUGAGCUGUCGAACCUGACUCAUCUGGAGCUCAUUGGUAAUUACCUGGAAACACUUCCUCCUGAACUGGAAGGAUGUCAGUCCCUAAAACGGAGCUGUCUGAUUGUAGAGGAGAAUUUGCUCAACACGCUUCCUCUCCCCGUAACAGAACGUUUGCAGACGUGCUUAGAUAAAUGCUGACCUAAAGAGAAAAUAAUGUUUAAAAAUUUGCCCCAGGGCUUUAAAUGAGAACUAAGAUUUUCUAAGUUAUAAAGAUGAAAAAUGGGUAAUAAUUACGACUAACUAUAACCAAAUAUCUUUAAAGCAACUCAGUGUCUAACUCUAAAUUAAACAGGUAAAAAGUGUUAACACUGAACUUAAGUCUUGUGAAUAACUGAUCUUUAACUUAAUAAGAUGUGAGAAGUACACUUCGAGGGUGACAUGGGGGACAUGAAAUUGUUGAAUCUCUACGUUACAGUUUUUACCUUGAAGAUUAGAUACUCUUUCAUCUCCUUCCCCUAGUCCUCAUUACUUACUUAUUUGCACAAUUGUUUUAACGGACUUCCUGCUUUGAUAUUUAUCACCUAGACCAUAAAUUCAUCAAUAUAGAUGUCCUUGAUGUAUACUCAA